AUGCACCCCGGCGCCCCGCCAGCCCAUGGCGUCUCGGACCCCAGCCCUCGGGAGCUGUGUGCCUUCGUGAGCGGGGCAGCCGCACACGUGCUGCGUGCCCUGCACCCUCGGAGGACCCGGCCCCCCAAAAGGAGGCCCAACCACAGGAGGUUUCUGCACAACCAGAUCUGCAGGCAGUUUGCCAACAUUGAGGCUGCCACCCAGCGCCUGGCCCUGUCAAUCCUGUCCCAGACGGCGCCUCCCCAGAGGGCACCACCCCGAAGGCCACCCCCGCCGCCUCCGUCCCCCUUCUUGGGGGUGGCCUGUGCUGUGGCCCCCACGGAGGGGCCCUCUGCCAGCCCGGGGCCGAGCCUCGCCACCCUGGAUGCCUCCACCCUCGACCUCUUUGAUGACAUUGCCCUCACGCCAGAGUGCCCCUCGGGGCCAUCUGGUCUCGCGCCCUGUGCUUGGGGCCAGCCAGACCUGGGGUGGGCCUCACAUUUCUGUAACCCCCCGCCCCCUGCCCCAAAGGCCCUGGAGGAACCCCAUCUCCUCCGCGUCUGCCGCUCCAGCUCCCUCUCACCCGGGUUCAUCUCUGCCUAA
Messenger RNA from Suricata suricatta (meerkat), 582 nucleotides. RefSeq lists its product as uncharacterized. The record is from RefSeq and is a predicted model, not a curated record. Lineage: Eukaryota; Metazoa; Chordata; Mammalia; Carnivora; Herpestidae. The coding region runs from base 1 to 582 and encodes 193 amino acids. The transcript is spliced from 3 exons.